Raphanus sativus (radish) is the source of this 1416-nucleotide messenger RNA. Its product is annotated as probable trehalose-phosphate phosphatase D. Gene Ontology annotation, molecular function: trehalose-phosphatase activity. Gene Ontology annotation, biological process: trehalose biosynthetic process. The record is from RefSeq and is a predicted model, not a curated record. NCBI's taxonomy places the organism in Eukaryota, Viridiplantae, Streptophyta, Magnoliopsida, Brassicales, Brassicaceae. The transcript has 8 exons. Bases 91 to 1185 code for a protein of 364 amino acids.
ACUUGACAUAACUGGUCUUUCUCACACCAAACCCUUUUCCUCUGUUUUUCAAUCUCUCCUCUGUUCUUUCCUUAAAACCAUAAUGCGUUAAUGUCUGAUGCAAAAGGCAACAUCAGCUUAGCGAUUAGGGUUCCGGUCUCGAGCCAAUCUCUGUUUUCUCCCGGUGGUGGCCGAUGCAUUAGCAUUCCCCGGAAGAAACUUGUGCAGAAGAUAGAGGCUGACCCAACUCAAACCCGGAUCAACUCGUGGAUCGAAGCCAUGAGAGCUUCUUCCCCUACUCGGACCCGACCAGGGAACAUUUCAUCUCUCCCGGAGUCGGAUGAGGAGGAUGAGUACUCUUCUUGGAUGGCUCAACACCCCUCGGCCUUAAGCAAGUUUGAAGAGAUCGCUAAAUCUUCGACAGGGAAACAAAUUGUUAUGUUUCUUGAUUAUGACGGUACAUUAUCACCCAUUGUUGAAAACCCAGAUCAGGCUUACAUGACUGAUGAGAUGCGAGAUGCAGUGAAAGGUGUGGCUAGAUAUUUCCCGACCGCGAUUGUCACGGGGAGGUGCCGUGACAAGGUUCGUAGAUUUGUGAAACUACCUGGAAUUUAUUAUGCCGGCAGCCAUGGAAUGGAUAUCAAAGGACCUUCCAAAAAAUACAAAUAUAACAAGAACAAUAAAGGUGUUCUUUUCCAAGCAGCGAAUGAGUUCUUGCCCAUGAUUGACCAGGUUUCUAAGUGUCUAGUUGAGAAAAUGAGAGAAGUAGCAGGAGCAAGCGUCGAGAACAAUAAGUUCUGUGUGUCCGUUCACUACCGUUGCGUUGAUCCAAAGGACUGGGGAAUAGUAGCAGAAUACGUGACAUCGAUAUUAAGUGAGUACCCGAACCUGAGGUUGACACAAGGAAGAAAAGUUUUUGAGAUUCGACCAACCAUCAAAUGGGACAAAGGCAAAGCCCUCGAGUUCUUGCUCGAGUCUUUAGGAUUCGGACACUCUGACAAUGUUUUGCCCAUCUACAUAGGAGAUGAUCGUACGGACGAGGAUGCUUUUAAGGUACUGAGGGAGAAAGGACAAGGCUUUGGUAUACUUGUGUCCAAAGUUCCAAAGGAAACGAGUGCUACAUAUUCUCUUCAAGAACCUUCCGAGGUAGGAAAAUUUCUGGGACGACUGGUACAAUGGAAACAAAUGUCACUCACAAGAAAAUAGCCCAGUUACCCAUUUUAUUUUAUUUUCAGUUUUUCACUUUAAUAAAUGAGUUAGCGAACACCUGCAACGAAAAUUGUUGUAUGUCUUUUACCCAAAAAGGAAACAUUGUUGUAUGUUGAUCUUAUCCUAUCCUUUUUAUGAUUUUUUUUAUUUUACUCUUCUUGAGCAAAUGUAAUUUGUACAACAUUUGUUAACAAAAUCAUUAUAUAAGAUUACACAAAAAACAUUAUA